Molecule: messenger RNA, 4414 nt
Organism: Hermetia illucens (black soldier fly)
Lineage: Eukaryota; Metazoa; Arthropoda; Insecta; Diptera; Stratiomyidae
Gene: Reph
Product: NEDD8-specific protease 1
Exons: 5
Coding region: 1984-3003 (339 amino acids)
Source: RefSeq, a predicted model, not a curated record
GAUGUAGUCUCGUGGGAUAAUUCGUAUCAUUUUGAACCUGUAAGGGGGUUUCACUAGUGAAAGAAAAUAUAUGCAUCUUUUUUGUUUUGCUUACUCACCCUCCUCGUGUAUGCAUUGAACUUUAUGGUACAUAUUAGGUGUACGUGCAUGCAUAUACUAUUCACCGGCUUGGGAAGCAUAUAGUGGAGUUUGGGGUUACCGAAGAACAAGAAGAGAAGUUCCAAGCUAUUUCCCAGUUGCCCCAACCAGAUUUGUUCGGGCCGCCAGAGAGUGAACAAGUGUUUGCGUCGAAAGCCUUUUUUUGUCCGUCGAGUGCUGAAAAAAGAAGUGGAAGUAGAGUAGAGGGAAAAGGCUUUGCGAAAGAAGAAGUUUGCAUGGAAAAGGAUUCAAUGUGAAGUAGAAGUAGUGAAAGAAAGAGCUAAGAAAGUCGCUAAGUCGGAUCUGAAAUAAUCGAAAUUUUCUGCGUUACUCAAGUUCAAUAUAUUUUUGUGUUCCGAAAAGGUCCUUGCCCCUCAAUUGAAGUUACAUUUCACAGAUUUGUAAAAUACCGGGCGGAUUCCGACGCAUAUCUUGUUAUUUUCUGCACAUCUUCUUGGAGGUGAGAUAAACUCAGUGAAAUUGUCGCCUCUUGGCCAUAGUGCGCGCGCUCGGGGACUCUUACUCGUCAUUUUUUGUUGCACAUUUAAUCCGAAAGCUCUCGAAAUAAGUUAGAAAAAAAUUACAUUUGUCUCAACGAGUACCAAAGGAUUACGAGGAUAACAAGCGGAGUUACGACCUGGACUCGUCGAGCGAGAAAAUAAAAGCCUGUACACAUAUAAUAUUUAUAAAUAUUACAAUUUUGAUUCCUCCCGGUCCGAAGGGGUGACUAUCCUGGCGAGAAGGAGUUUCACACGAAUACAGGCCUAGGGAAACAUUUACGGCGAAUUGCGGCGAAUCAAGGAUAGGACGACGUGAAGUUUAGGAAAAUCAUUGUUAAAGUGAUGCAAGGGAAAAGAAAGUAAGCUUGUAGAGAUACGAGCGAGUAAGGAAAACUCAAGGAAAAGGAAAAUCUAGCGAAAACAAGCCAUCGACUCACAGCAACCCAGUCUCACAUCCACGUUCAGAAUUUUUAUUUCGAUUUUUUCCAUGAAUUUAAAGACGCUAAGUUGCAACUCUCUAGCGGUGUGCGUGCCCCAAGAAAAUUAGUUGUGUUCAGUGCCGGUACCGUGAAAAUUAUUUCCCUUCGAAAAUUCCACCACGAAUUCCGCUCUUAAAUGAAGUUGACACGCGAAGCCUAAAUUGCUCCCUGAGUUAGUGCUUAAAGCCUAUUUUUGGUGAAAUACUCUAAUUUCCUUGAAAUUUUGUUCUUUUCCAAGGUGUGAUGAUUUUCGCCGUAAGAGUACCUUUCGUGAUUUUUCCGGUUUCGGUUUGAGUUUUUCUUUCGUUCUUUGAAAAUUGCGGCGCUUGCACACGGGAAAAAAGGACGCAAUGAUGAACAUUUAUUAACAUCGAAUGGAAUCGUUCCACAGAAUUGAUAAGGAUCAUUGCAUUGGAUGUGCAUGAAAUCCAGCAUCUGACAGAAACGAUUCAACAGAGACAGUUUUUCCAAGGGUGUGUGCACUCACGCAGAAGUAGUUUCGUUGAUUUUUUAUCGUGUGAUUACAGUACAAAUUGAGAUAGUCGAAAAUCUUUUUCUACCGGGACUUUAUGCUUUGAAAUUCGGUUUUAUUUUCAACUAAAAUACUUUAAAUGAUUUACUAGAGGAGUAACCAAUAUCUAUCUUCUCUUAUGAUAAAGAUUUUUAACUUAAACUGGAUUGCUGUGUUAUAAUUGCAAUAUUUGGUUUUAGAUAAACGCGAACGAGGUGCAAUUUGAGUUUCUUUCGAAGAAGUGAUAAAGUUCUAGAUUAUUUGAAUCGUGGACUGUCGUUACCGAAAAAUCAAACAAAAGCAAAUACAAGAUAUUUAUACUUACGUAUACUAACAAGGAAUAUAACACUAAAAUAUGUUGAAAUAUCUAACGCACAAACUACGUACACAAUCAAUUAAUGAGGAAAAUAACGUCCACGAGAAGAUCGAUGGACAUGACUCAGGGACAGAAUCUGAUGGUGAUUUAGAUGCUGAAGAGGAUUUUCAACAAGAGCGGGAAAUCGAACUAAGUAUGAGUUCAAGACACGAUACCACAUCACCGACAGACACAGCCUGUUCGUCGGAAUCACCUGCAAUGUUAGGCCAAGCCCACCUUAUGUAUGAUCAACAUAGUUCCGAAGAAGAAUUAGAAGUUAUAAAUGGAUCAGCAUCGGUGGCGGCAGCUGCCAGUAUUUUAGUUGUUCCUACGCCAACAUCUGUUGCAUCCGAAUCAUCGUCUGUAGAACCUGAAGAGGAAGUUUUUGAUGAAUCGCCUAAAAGAGCUAAUUCCACGAUAUUAGAAACAAGAAAACGAUCUCUACCACACAGUUCAGACGAUGAGGUCCGAAAUCUGCUGGAACCAGUUCCAGCACCUCCAGUUAAUUUUCGCACAUCACCGCCCUUGGAAGCCCUAAAACCAAAUCGAAGCCAUAGUUUGUUUCGUGCCACAACGCCACUAAUUCUCACAGAGACAAGUCGCGGCAUAGAAAGUAUUAGAAUUUCUUGUGAUAGCAGUAACAGCACUUUAUCAUCGUCAGCAGCCGGUUCAGCUGCAACAUCUACGACAUCAUCAUUAUCGUCAACGCUAAAUAAUCAUCAUCAACCUCACCACCUUUUACAUCAUCACCACCAUCAUCAUAACAGUAGUAACAGUAUGAGCAGUCCAUCAUCCGCCCUAUCAAUGGAUGUCCGUUCGGUUAGUCCGCCAGCGAAAUUGUUCCAUUGUGCAAUGUCACCACGCCGCCGCCCACCACGAACACAUCAUGCUCCCCAGCGACUGCAACGACCACAUCGGCCAUGUUUAGAUUUUGAUAAAAUGCAACAAAUUAACACACGUUCUGUGACAUCUUGGCAUAAUCCUGAGCACACCGGUGAGCUGUCUGUGUUUUGUUGGUGAUGAACAGCGCGCCCGUAUGGCCAAGGGCAAUUGUUAUGGCGACAUUGCAACACAAAUAAACCAGCAACAUCAGCAACAGGAUGGAUUGAGCAACAAAAAUUAAAUUUAAACAAAAUAUUUUUAGUAUCAACAAUUAGAAUAUUAUUCAUAACGGAAAGAAGAAAGCAACAGAAUUUUAUUGUAGAUGAUAAGAAUAAUACCAACAAACGAAAGAACUGUAACGAAAAACAGCAAAAGCAACAACAACAAGUGCAAAAUUACAAUUUUCUAAUUUCUACUCAAAAUUUUAGUCUGACCAAAAAAAUCCGAUUUCGCUGGAGACAUGAUUUCUUGUCAUUUGAAAGUGAAGUCAAUAUCCUAACAUCUAUUUAAAUAUAAAUAAACUGAAAAGGAAACCAAAACUAUUUAAUAGCACAUUUGAAAGGUAAUGGAAAAUUCAAAUCACAAUAGACACGAAGCAAACAUUAAAGUAAGCAAAUUGAAAUACACACAAACAGAGAAAAAAUUAGAAAUUGUAAGUGUAAGGGUAAUAAUCAUUUUAAUAAAACAACAAAACAAUAAAAUUACACACAACUCCCACAAAAUAGAAUUUACAAUACAAUAUUAAUAUAAACUAAGGGAAUGAAAUCAACCCAUAUAAUUUUCUAAAUGAGAAGAAAACAUAAAAUAUCAUCAUCCAUUUUUACAUUUUGUACUUUCUUUUUUCUUUCAACUACAAUUUAUAGUUUUAACGCCCUUUUUUAUACAUAUACGCAAAUAGAUGAAGCCGGAUGCAUGUAAACGUAUCGAAAAUGAAUGAAUCCAAAAUCACUCUAUUCAAAAACUGUCGUCAUACACAAAAGUAAAUUAAAAUUUUGAAAAAGAAUAUAAACAACAAUAAAGUCCCUCUUAUAUAUAAAACCAUCAACAGCAAGAAAAUGCAACUAACCAUACAAAAGAAAAAACCUAGACACAAGAAAAACAUGCGAGCAUUGUAAUAUGCAACAAUUAUAAAUAUGAAAUACAAACAAACAAAAAGAUGAAGAAUAAUUAAAAAUUAAAAUAAUACUUUUAAUCAUAAAUUUAGGCAAUAUAAGAAAUAAUGAAGAAAAAAAUGAAAAAAUCGAAAAAAUAAACUACACAACACACAAAAUAAACUUACUUUAAUAACGAUAACAAUUUAUUGAGAAGAAGAAAAAAGAAACAAAUUAUGAAUGAGAGCGAAAAUGAAGAAUGAAAUUGAAAUUAUGGCAAAUAUGGAAAUGGAAGAGAAAGAAUUAAAAUAAACAAAAGUAAGAAAUAUUGAAAGAGAAGAAAAACUCCAUUUUAUAACCUCAAAAAUCUCUGUGAAGAUCUUUAAUUACAAGAAAAAAACAUACAAAAAAUGAAAAUACAACAAAAAAACAAUGAAUAAAAAUUAUUUAAAAAAAUA